UACACGACUUGAGCGCCGCGAUUUCGCACGCGCCAAAAAAUCGGAGUCGAAGAUCGGCGCUUAAGGUUGCAGGAGUAGUUGUAGUGAAUCUGUUGAGAGUUUGCGGAUAUAAAAUUUUCUUCACAGUUGUCAUGAGAUGGCCCUGAUCGUUGACAAAACCCGUGAUCACGUGAUAUCGACUGCCGAACGUGAAAACGAGAGCGCGGAAGCUGCGGUAGACUUUGAAACUGCGGUAUCGGCCACUGGGUAUGGACUAUUCAACGUGCUUCUUCUGAUGGCGGCGAUUCCGGCCGGAUGGACAACGGUCUUCGACACUUCGACCACCGCAUUCAUAAUGCCAUCGGCGGAGUGUGAGCUUGAUCUAAGCCUUUUUCGAAAGGGGUUAUUGGCCGCCAGUACUUACGCAGGAAUGAUAUGCAUCGCUGUUGUGUGGGGCUUUACAGCGGACCAUAUAGGAAGAAAGUACCUUUUGCUCUUCGGCCUGAUGUCAGACACGCUUUGCAACGUCUUCGGCAGUGCCGCCCAGAGCUACUACGUUUACCUGUCGUUCAAAUUCACCAGCGGUAUAAUCGUUGGCGGUCCUUUUGCUAUCCUGAUGACGUACAUCGCUGAAUUUCACGGCGAACGUCAUCGGAGCAGAGUUCUUAUGUGGACGGGAUCGCUGUUCGCCCUUGGAAACGUCGCGGUUCCAGCAUUGUCCAGUGCCGUGUUGCCCCGGGCAUGGUCGUUUUCGCUAUUCAACAAUUCGCUGAUCUUUGACGCUUGGAGAAUAUUUUUGUUGAUCUGCGCACUGCCACCGUUUCUGGGAUUUGUGGCGAUGUGGAGCUUUCCAGAGAGUCCGAAAUUCCUCAUGACGAAGGGGAGAUCGGAGGAGGCUCUCAAAGUAUUUCGACGAAUGUAUUCGAUGAACACUGGAAAGCCGGAGGACGAUUAUCCGGUGAAAAUUUUGCGAGUAGAGAACGUGGCCAAGCUUCAAACGCCAUUGGAACCAGCGAACAGAUCAUCUCGUGAUGGAUCGCGGAGAAGUUUUUAUCGCAUGAAAUUCCUCUUCCCAACACCGUAUAUCUUCCCUCUAUUCACCAUCAAUGUGAUUAUUUUCGCAAGCAUGACCGGGAUGCACGUAAUGAAAUCGUGGCUACCCCAGCUAAUCGUUAUUCUGAACAACUUCGACCCCAAGGAGUCGGACGACUCUCCCAUCGUGCCGACAAUUUGUGAAAAACUUAACGUCCAAGCCAUCGAAGCUUUUGGUGCCCAGGCGGCUCUUGCUCUUGGCAAUACAACCGAGACUUGCAUUCCGAUGAUCGUUUCAACCACAGUUUAUACCAAUGCUACCAUCAUUGCCGCGUCCGCAGUUACGGGCUCUUUCUUAGUCGGGGCCAUCGUCAACAAGGUCGGGAAGAAAAGCAUUUUGCUGGUAUCUCUGGUGUCCGGAGGAUCGUGUUAUCUGGGUUUGAGCUUCUCACCGUCGACGACGAUAUUCCUCGUACUUUGUUCGGCGAUUAUCGCACUUACGGGUAUAUCGACGAACGCGAUAACCUCGAUGAUAAUCGAGGUCGUCCCAACGAGCCUGAGAGCUACCGCUGUAAGCGUCACCCUGAUGACGGGCAGAUUCGGAGCACUGACUGGAAAUUUAUUGUUUCCUAUACUUCUAAGUGUAUCCUGCGACGCCCCGUUCUACUACAUCGGUGGAUUUCUCACGUUGUGCUUUGUGCUGGCAAUAUUCCUGUCAAAAUAUUCGGGAAAACUACCGUAGCAACAGGGUGCUGAUGACUGAGGAUAUUUAUCAGGCAUUCGAGCAAUCUUGGAAAAUAACAAAUUGUAAAUACAGACAAUAUUAGUGAUAUUAACUGCAUUUUGCACGUAUAUGCAGUUAGAGCAGUGAAUAAAAUAUUUUUUACAUACA
Neodiprion fabricii is the source of this 1903-nucleotide messenger RNA. RefSeq names its product synaptic vesicle glycoprotein 2B-like. The transcript is spliced from 12 exons. NCBI's taxonomy places the organism in Eukaryota, Metazoa, Arthropoda, Insecta, Hymenoptera, Diprionidae. The record is from RefSeq and is a predicted model, not a curated record. Gene Ontology annotation, cellular component: membrane. Gene Ontology annotation, molecular function: transmembrane transporter activity. The coding region runs from base 137 to 1753 and encodes 538 amino acids. Gene Ontology annotation, biological process: transmembrane transport.